This is a messenger RNA of Ilex paraguariensis (yerba mate), 942 nucleotides long. NCBI's taxonomy places the organism in Eukaryota, Viridiplantae, Streptophyta, Magnoliopsida, Aquifoliales, Aquifoliaceae. The record is from the annotation of a GenBank genome assembly.
AUGGAGUUAUCUCUGAGUUUGGGUGACACGCCAAAGCCCUUCAUAUUUCUUGACAAGUCUCAGAAGAUGGUUAACAAAGAUUUAGGGUUUUGCAUGGCCACCUUAGGGCCUCUGAUAAUUAAUGGAAGAUCAGAAGACAAAGGAGAUGCAGGUCAGAGUCAUCGUCACAGUAAGACACAAAGGAUCAUCAGAGAGGAGGAAGACGAAAGAAGAGGCUCUUCAGAUCAUCCACUUGUUCAUCUUGAUCUCUUCCCUUUUUCUCCAGUUCUACGCAAUCAACUACCUUCACAGCUUCGAUUUCCAUUGCUGACACAAAACUUGAUUUCUGAACCAGGUUCAUCCAAUGGACCAGGAAAACCAGUGGAAGUGAACCGGCAACCAUUGACGGCGGAGGAGGCUGAGGAUGGGGCGGCGACGCUGUCGUCCCCAAACAGUACAGUCAUCCCAUUUCAGAUGGAUUUUUCAAUGUACGGAAGUAGAAGAAGCAAGAGAGAUUUGGAAGCAACACUAACUGAAGUUGAGGCGGAGAGAGGUAUUUGUUCAAGAGGAAUUGAUGAGGAAGAGAAUGGUUUGCCGAGGAAAAAACUCAGGCUCACUAAAGAACAGUCUGCUUUUCUUGAAGAGAUCUUCAAGGAACACCACACCCUCAAUCCUAAACAAAAGCUAGUUCUGGCAAAACAGUUGAAUCUUCGUCCUCGCCAAGUUGAAGUGUGGUUUCAAAACAGAAGAGCAAGUUGGGUCCUUCUUGUGUACGGGUCAUGCAUGAAAUGGGCCCGUUUCAAACCACAAACCAGUGGGCCAGAGGGAGAGGCAGAGCACGACACUGGAGUCGUACAUAUGCCUAGCACAAUGGAUGUUUUUUUGUCCAGCCGCACCAAGCCCAUAGAUAGAUGGGCCCAGCCCGUUUUACAUCUGAAAUCCUGGAAAAAGAAAGUCUGCUAG